UUUAGUGAGUAUGAUGAAAAUCUAAGCAAUGGGAAGUGAUGAAUUUGCUGCAAAUAUGGAGGAUUGGCCAAGUACCAUGCGCGGGUUAGGGUUUGGGAAUUGGGGGUUUUUUUGUUUUUUUGAAAAACAAUGAAAAAAAUAGAAGUAAAUUGUGAAUUAUAUUCGAUGCAAAAACGCCAACCAGGCUGGCGCUUUUAGUACAACGGUAAAACGCCAACCAGGCUAGUGUUUUUACCUUCAGUCAGGGUAAAAACGCCACCUGGAUGGUGCUUUUGCUUUGACUGAAAUUUUUUAAAAAAAUUUGGGUUGGGUAAAAACGCCACCCUAAAUAACGAUUUACCCGAAAGCUUAGUUUAAUAUAUAAGUUUGCCACCCCGGUAAUUUUUACUCGUAUUUAUAUGAACACCUUUCCUUCCUACCACUAAUAGAGCAAUUUGAACAAAAAACAUGGCGACACCAUACUUCAAAAUCCCAACCAAUUACUCUCACUACCUUUCUCUCCUUUCUUCUACCAGGAAUUUGAGCUCCCUUCUCAGCAUUCAUGGCCGUUUGGUAGUUCUGGGUAUGACCCAUACCAAUUCAAUCCUUACCCAUUUGAUAAACACCUAUUCUUCACUCCAAAAAUGUGAAUUUGCUAAGUUGGUUUUCGAUUCUGUAACAAACCCAGAUGUAAAUUUGUGUAAUUCCAUGAUUAGAGCAUAUUCAAGGUCUGAUCAAUUUGAUAAAGCAUUAGAAUUGUAUAGUAGAAUGUUGGAAAGAGAAUUAGUACCUGAUAAAUAUACUUAUACUUUUGUGCUUAAAGCUUGUGCUGGUAAAUUUGACUUAAAAGAGGGUGUUAAGAUUCAUAAUGAUGUGAUUAGGAGAAAAUUGGAGUUGGAUGUGUAUAUUUCAACAGGUUUGGUUGACAUGUAUUGUAAAAUGGAUCGACUUGAUCGUGCACGGGAAGUGUUUGAUAAAAUGCCUAAGACAGAUAUUGUUUCUUGGAAUGCUAUGAUUGCUGGACUUUCAAAGGAUGGGGAUCCUAAUGAAGCAUUGGGGUUUGUUCGGGCAAUGCAACGAGUUGGGGUUGUGCCGAAUUCUGUUACAUUGCUGAAUAUGUUUCCUUGUGUUUGUAAAUUAGAGAAUGUUAGGUUAUGUAGAUUAAUUCAUGGCUUUGUGAUCAGGAGAGGUUUUCCAACUAAAGUUUGCAAUGGAUUGAUUGAUAUAUACUCUAAAUGUGGGUUUUUAGAAUAUGCUCGAACUGUUUUUGAUCAUUUGCGUGGUAGGGAUCAUGUGUCGUGGGGAACGAUGAUGGCUGGUUAUGCUCAUAAUGGAUAUUUCUGUGAAGUCUUGGAGUUAUUUGAUGAGAUAAAGGGUAAAAGUGCAGUGAUGAAUAAAAUAUCUGUUGUUAGUUCCUCUUUAGCUGCUUCUGAGUUGAGAGAUUUAGAGAAAGGGAAGGAGGUUCAUAAUUGUGCAAUGCAAUAUCAUAUUGACUCAGAUACUAUAGUUGCUACUUCUCUUAUGACAAUGUAUGUAAAAUGUGGAGAGUUUGGAAAAGCCAAUCGAAUUUUUAGGGCGCUCAAGGAAAAAGAUUUGAUUGCUUGGUCUGCUUUAGUUGCUGCAUUUGUACAAUGUGGGCUCCCUGUAGAAGCAGUAUUGCUAUUUCGUGAAAUGGUGCAUGAGAAGCUAAAACCAAGUAGUGUAACUCUGUUGAGCAUCUUUCCAGCUUGCGCAGAACUUUCAUCAGGGAAACCAGGAAAAAGCAUUCACUGUUAUUGUCUUAAAGCAGGUACUGAUUCAGAAGUUGCGGUUGGGAAUGGCCUAGUUUCAAUGUACGCUAAGCAGGGGUUGUUCACUCAGGCUCUGGCCUUCUUUUAUAGAAUGCCGAGCAAAAACAUAGUUUCCUAUAAUUCACUGAUAAGUGGAUAUUCUCAGAGUGGCAACAUAUGUCAAGUGAUGAAAAUAUUCAUUGAAUUACUAACUUCAGGGUUAAAACCUGAUUUUGAAACAAUGGUGAGUGUGAUCCCAUCUUGUGCACUUUCUCAAAAUCUAAAACAAGGGACAUGUGUUCAUGGCCUAAUUAUAAAAGGUGGAUUAUCAUCUGAGUGUCAUGUAAAGAAUGCUUUGAUUGACAUGUAUGGCAAGUGCAACAGGCUAUGUUCAGCUGAGAAGUUAUUUAAUGAAAUGGACUCCAUCAAAGACGAGGUUACUUGGAAUGCCAUAAUUUCCAGUUAUGUGCAUAACAGGAAGUCCAAAGAAGCUCUUUAUGCCUUUUGUCGGAUGAAAUCUGAAGGACUACAGCCUUCUGCAGUUUCUAUGGUAAGUGUCCUUCCUGCAGCAGCAGAUCUAACUGCUCUCCCAGAAGGUAUGGUACUUCAUGCCUGUACAACAAAAAUGGGGUUUCAGUCCAAUACACACAUUAGUAAUAGUCUUAUUGAUAUGUAUGCCAAAUGCGGACACUUUGAUUGUUCAGAGAAAUUAUUUGAUGAGAUGAAAAACAAGGAUACAGUAACAUGGAAUACAAUGCUUGCUGGGUAUGCCGUUCAUGGGCAUGCAGCUCGUGCUGUUGAACUUUUUUCACAGAUGCAAUGUGAUAAUGUGAUGGUUGACUCAGUGACUUUUCUGAGUGUCCUGUCAGCAUGCAGACAUGGUGGUUUGUUAGAAGAAGCAAGAAGAAUAUUCAAUUCCAUGCAUGAAAAGUUCCAUCUUGAACCCAACUUGGAGCACUAUGCUUGCAUGGUUGAUUUGUUGGGCCGUGGUGGUCUAUUUAGUGAAAUAACAAACCUCCUGAAUCAAAUGCCAGUCGAACCUGAUGCUGCUGUUUGGGGAGCUUUAUUGGGCGCAUGUAGAAUGCAUUCUAAUUCAGACUUCGCAGAAAUGGCAUUGAACAAGUUAGUGGAACUUGAGCCUGGAAACCCAGCACAUUUUAUUGGUUUAUCAAAUAUUUAUGCUCAAUCUGGUAGGUGGGUUGAGGCUAAAAAUAUGAGGUUGAAACAAAGUGAUGCUGGGCUCAAGAAAAUUGCGGGAUGCAGUUGGGUUUAGGUCAAGAAAACUUUUAGAUUUCAGAAAGAUACUUGAAGCUGGUAGCUCUGAGCCUCUGAUGAGAGCAUGUAACAGAAUUUUGUGGUUACUUCCACACCAAUCUGUGAGAAAGUGAGCUCUACACAUUUCUUUAUGCACUCACAGAAGAAGAUUGGCCGUGACUUUGCUCACCAAGGACCAAAACCAUUGUUCAGAUAUGUAUUAUUACAAGGAGAAGACAGCAGGAAUUGCAGCCUAUUAUAAAACACGAAGAUAUAACAGUUGUAUGAUAUUACCAUUUAUGCUGAACAGCAGCCAACAAUAAUGGAGUGUCUUAUCAGUUUUUCAGAAAGUAUGAUUAAAACAUCAGUGAGUUGGCUGUUACUGCGUCAAUAAUGCUGCAAGCAUGAAGCACAUCCGCAGCAAAUUUUUGCAUAAGCUUUGGGAGUAUUCUGUCUGUAGUGCCAUAGUUUGUCAAUCUAUUAUUGCAUUUGAUGCUAAAAAAAUGUACAUGCUUGAAAAUACAGAUGGAAAGGAUGACUCUAUAAAAGCAAGAAGCUGUUUGGACAGGAUUGCUCUGAAAGUUUUUUUUUAUUUUUAUUUAUUAUACAACAGUUUGCUCUGAAAGUUGAUAUGAUAUAAGUGAUGUUUAUGUAUCCAUAUAUGUUGAGAAGGAAAACAAUUGGCAUGUAUUGGUAUGGGACUUUUAGAUGUCAGUUUUUCUCCAAAUGAUGUAAUGGAAAAAAAAGUUGAUUUUGUAAAGGAUUUAUGAAGAAUGAUGAAUCUAUUGUUUAUAUAUGCAGAAGUACAUAUUAUUUAUUUAUUUACUUAUAAGUUUAAUUAUUUUUGCCUAUUGGAUAUCAAAAGUUUAUAAAGCAUAGGAUUGUGUAGGCAUGAGUCAUAUGAUCAGAUCAAUAAAAAAAAACAUUUAGAGCAUAGAGCACCUUAAAAAUCUCAAAUACAUAUACUCCAUAAUAUUUUGGGAAAUUCUUUUUGGUAACACUGUAGUUUUUAAUUUUCUCAGUGGUAAACUACGAAAAUUCUUAUUAUUCUUGGUAAUUUUGAAUUUUUUAUAUUAAGCUAACCAUAACAUUAAUGAUAAAUUGUAGUUAAAUACCUAACUAUAGUUAGUUUAUUUAUUUAUUUAUUGAUAUUUUUUUACUUUAAAAAAAUAGAAAUAACGUUUUUUAAACAAAAAAAAAAAGCCACCCCUUCCCCCUCCGGCCAGCCACUACUCUACGCCUCCACCCACGCUAACGCCCAGCCUCUCUGUCGCUGGCGCGCCGGGCUCCCCUCCCCCUGAACUGGCAGCAGCCACCACUGCCCACCACUGGCCUUGACCGAAUCCCCUUCCCCAAACAAUCCCUUAAAAUUUCCCCAAUUUGAACCUCCAUAACUCAGCUCCGCAAUUUCAACCUUCACCUUCACCUUUAAUUUCGCCGGAAUCUUUUUUCAACCUUCACCUUCA
Chenopodium quinoa (quinoa) is the source of this 4468-nucleotide messenger RNA. RefSeq names its product pentatricopeptide repeat-containing protein At2g39620-like. The coding region runs from base 448 to 3021 and encodes 857 amino acids. The transcript has 3 exons. Gene Ontology annotation, biological process: RNA modification. The record is from RefSeq and is a predicted model, not a curated record. Lineage: Eukaryota; Viridiplantae; Streptophyta; Magnoliopsida; Caryophyllales; Amaranthaceae. Gene Ontology annotation, molecular function: protein binding; RNA binding.